AUGCCUCUCGGAACUCCUUACAACGCCUUCAUUCCGCCCUACCCCAUCCGCGUCGAUGACUUCAGCAACCCGACCGCCACCUCCGUCCCAGCCACCCCUGGGCCCUACUCCUCGGCAGAUAUCCCGACAACAGCAAGCCUCUAUCUCUUGAGCCAUACCCAUACGGACCAUCUCAAUGGGCUUUCCGCACGCUCCUUUGGGCAGACUGUAUGCUGCUCGCACGACGCUAAAGAGAUGCUGCUCCGACACGAGGUGUACUACGAGCGCGCUCUCAAAACUGCCGAACUGCGCGCAGAGAACGUCCGGACGUUUGCGCAUCUGAAGAUCGAGCCACGUAGGUUGGAGGACGGCAGUCUAGACGUUACGGGUUCACGGGAUCUCUUGCGCCCGUUGCAUGCGCAUAUACCGACCAAGUUCACCUUGAGUGAGGAGGAGGAAGUCGUUAUCACGCUACUCGACGCCAAUCACUGUCCAGGCGCUGUCAUGUACCUGGUCGAAGGCUCGAAAGGCGCUGUUCUCCACACCGGAGACCUUCGCGCAGAACCAUGGUUUAUUGAUUCCCUCACACGGAACCCCUAUGUCCAGAAGUAUCUUCAUGCCGAAGGAACUUUGAGCUCAUCAACUCCAAAACUGGAAGCGAUAUACCUCGACACCGCGUGUGUCCUCAACGACUAUGAAGUCCCCUCGAAGAUUCACGUCGAUCGAUACAAGUACAGCGUGUACACGCACCUAGAGAGCGAUCCUUUUAUGAGGUCCAUCGUGACGAAGGACGAGGACACCAGGUUCCACGCCUGCGAACGCUUCGAGCGCUGCGAGUACGUUCACGUCAAUGGGCGUGAGUCGCAUACACCGAGUGGACAUCAUGUGGUGUACAUCAACCCGGUCAAUAUGGACACCGUGUCUUGGGAGCGAUACGUGGUAGACACCACGCAACGGCUGAAGCAUCGUGCGCAAGUCAAUAGCCUGCUCGUUCCCUUGGCGCGACAUUCCACCCUGCCAGAGCUUCGAAGAUUUGUGUCUCUGUUCAAGCCCAAGCGGGUAGUCCCGAACACGCUCGACCCAGUUCUUAAGGGUCUCGACGCUGUUUGCAUCAGUGCUAUGUUCGCAGGCUGUAUGGCAGAAGAAUCAAAGGCGUCUCCCCCUACUUCGUCGCUGGCCGGUGUCGAUAUGGCGGAUGUCAGCUCGGUGUUGCACAGCGAGGCGGAAACCAACGAAGACGUCGCGUUCAAGAACUUGGAAGGCGCCGACGCCCGCGCCAUCGCGGAGAAGUGGGCGGACAGCGGUCGAAUGAAGAAGAAGCUCGCCACGCUGAAGCCGUAUCUCCCCGCCGAGCUCUCUCGCACCGUCGACGACAUCCUCGCAGGCAGAUGCCGAGCUCCCCCUCGCGCGUCCAAGCCCCCGCCGUCCUCCGCAACCCACACGCGGCAGCCCAUCACCUCCACUUCCAUAUCCCGCCCGCCCACAUCUGCUCCAGACCCCGCUCCACGCACCUUCCAAGGCCGCGCGACGUUCGCCGAGACUGAGGCAGCAAUGUCGCGGCUCGCGCACGUACGCGUCCCGUUCUACAUCCACCACCGGGCGCCAAUGCCGAAGGAGCUGCGCUCGCCCUCGCCAGAGACGCAGAUGGACGACGGCGACGUGGACGCGCACGAUGUGAUGGCGAACUUCUUGUGGGCGGACGAGGAGAGCACGCCGUACAAGCGUGCGUGCCGCGAGGUGGACCGUGCAAACGAGCUGUCGUCGCCGCUCUCUGCUAUUGCCGUGGAAGGGAGGGGGGCAGACUCCACUGCGGGACCGUCGAACCUCGUUGUGGGGGAAGGACAAGCACCUGCCACUCCGAAGUCAAGGCGUCCGUCGCAACAGGCUUUCAAGAACCUGUCGGCGUGGCUGCGGUCGUCCUCACCUGCCCCGGCAGAGACGAGUGUCGAAGCCGUCGAAGAGCGCGGUACACCUGCCAAGAAGAAUGACCACCCCGCAGAACCGCGCACGCCUCUGGGCUCGCCCAUCCAGCUCUUCGGCUCGCACAAAGGCAAGGAGAAGGCAACAGAGGUCGCACUCCCCAUCACCCCAGACACAAUCACCCGCAGACCCACCCGCGCGCCCACGUCGCUGCCCUCGACUCCUCCCACGCUCACUGCGUCUGGACGCCAGAGCGCACACCAGCGCGCGAAGGACCCCGCGCCGCGGCCCAUCCUCAUGAAAGACGCAAGCCCGCUCGUCGACCUGCGCGCGAUGCGCAAGCGGCCGCGCCGGUCCAGCACAUCACUCGGCCCGAAGCGCCUCACCGAAACGGCACAAGACGGCAAGCGCGCUCCGCCGAGUGUCAAAGCAACGUCGCGCGCGGUCGAGGCGAGCGCGCCGUCAAGCUCGAAGGCGUCUACGAAAGCUGACCGGCGUCAACGGGCAACGCCCAUGGACAUCGACGACCCGCUCAGUCCGACGACCAAGCACCAGCGCCUCGUCGAGCGACUCCGGCGCGUGAAACCUGCUCUCACCGCCACACGCCUUAACUUACCGGAGGCCGAGCGGUCGGGCGGUGCGAUGGGCAAGGACGCACCCUCACGGACGAUGGAGGCCAUUGGGUCCUUGCGGCCUCUGCCGCGGGGCAUUGCGCGUCUGCCCACCCUGGAUGAGGUGAUGGAUCCGGAGGCGGCCGCGCGUAUACAGGCGCGCAGAGCUGAUUUCAGGCGGCAGCUUGCGGAUGGGAAACGGCCUGGACUCGUGGUUCCGCGACUGCAAGCUUGCGAGAGCCAGAGCCAGGAGGCGGAAAUGGUUGCAGCGUAA
Epithele typhae is the source of this 2784-nucleotide messenger RNA. RefSeq lists its product as uncharacterized. Gene Ontology annotation, biological process: protection from non-homologous end joining at telomere; double-strand break repair via nonhomologous end joining; interstrand cross-link repair. The record is from RefSeq and is a predicted model, not a curated record. NCBI's taxonomy places the organism in Eukaryota, Fungi, Basidiomycota, Agaricomycetes, Polyporales, Epitheliaceae. Bases 1 to 2784 code for a protein of 927 amino acids. Gene Ontology annotation, molecular function: damaged DNA binding; 5'-3' DNA exonuclease activity. The transcript is spliced from 6 exons.